CGCCACUAUCGACUUGAAAUUUGACAGAUAAAUUGCACCACGUGUUUCAACCAAACAUUUUUUGCAAUAAUGGUUCAUUAUUUUACAAGCGAAGGUAUUAUUAUUUAUCAUUGACUUCAUGUUUAUCGUGUAUAUUUAAAUUCUUUUUUUAUCUUAUAUAUUUGACUAUUAAAAAUAAUGAAAUUCAAUAAGGUUAGAAUUGUAAUUAUAAUUCUGUAUUGCAGUUGUACAGCCACCAGUAACAUUAUUUAUGGGAACUGAUCAAUAUGAAAGUGAGUGAAAAUUAUUAAAAUGUAUUAUAAUAUCUAAGACAUAUUCUUUUAAUAUAUGAUUUUUUAGAUGAUGACCUUAUAAAAUGGGGUUGGCCAGAAGAUGUUUGGUUUCAUGUUGACAAAUACUCUUCAGCACAUGUAUACCUUCGACUUCAUCUUGUAAAUAUUUUCUAUUAAAAAUAUGUAUAUUAUUCAGAUUUAUAUUUAUUAUACAUAUAAAUUGUAUCAUGUGUAUAUAUAAUUUGUAGGGUCAAACAAUAGAUGACAUACCCAGUAUAGUUUUAGAAGAUGCAGCACAGUUAGUAAAAGCAAAUAGUAUUGAAGGAAAUAAAAUGAAUGAUGUCGAUGUAGUGUACACAAUGUGGUCAAAUCUGAAAAAAACACCAGGUAUGGAAAUAGGACAAGUUGGCUUUCAUAAAGAUAAAGAUGUUCGUAAAAUUCACGUUACGAAACGCAUAAAUACUAUUGUUAAUCGAUUGAAUAAAACUAAACAUUCAGAACAAGUAAAUUUACAAGCAGAAAGAGAACAACGAGAUAGAAAUGAACGAGAAGAUAAAAAAAGACUUUUGAAAGAGCAAAAAGAAAGAGAGAAAGCAGAAGAAAAACGAAGAAAAGAAGAAGCAGAAAUGAGAUAGUAAAUGACACGCAACUGUUUCUACUGUUACAAUAUGAUGAAGAUAAGCGCGUGUGUAUGUUUUACAUGUACUACAUUCGCAUGAUUCAUCUAUUGGUCUCAUAUCUUUACGAUAUUGGAUCUGUCUCAAAUUUAGUUGACCAGUACAUACUAAAGCACAGCCAAAUCUCUGAAAAAGAAUUAAUGUAUCCAUUAAUAAAUUUUGUUUUACUAGUAUAUUUUGCUUAAUUACAUAUGUUAUUAAUAAUUAAUUACCGCUGUUCUUGUAGGAAAUACACAAUCAAACAUAUCUAUUCCCAAAGCAGAGCAAAUAAUUAAAUCAAUAGCAAAACCAACACCCAUCAAAUAACGUGGUUUAUUUUUUGGAAGUAUAUUUGUAGUAAGAUGUACCAUUUUCCAAAAGUCAUUUUUAGAUUCUCCACCACUAGAAAUAACAUUAAUCAUAAAAUAAUUUUCCUUUUUACCUUAUUUUACUUAAAUUAAUAUAUCAAUUACUUUACCUUAAUCCACCUACAGCAUAACCAUUGACUUCACGUUUAAUUAAUUGAUUCGCACAUUCUGAUCUAAGUUUGGAAUUAAGACCUCCUUGUACAAUUGGAAAUAUACUUUGUUCAUUUAAUCUCUGAUGUGCUUUCAGACAUCUAUCUAACCAUCGAAUUGUUCUGUAGAUAAUAUACUGAGUAUUUUAAUAGAUUUUUAUUAUAAAUAUUACUUUAUACAUAUUUUAUAAUACAAAAAUAACCUAUGAUAUAUAUAUAUGAAUUAUAUGUACAAAUGUAAUAUUACCUAUGCAUUGCUUCUUCUACUCUUGGCCCUGUUACUGUAGUUUUCACAACAUCAUCAAGUUGCAUCAUUAUAUCUGCUCCUAUUAUGUUUUGUAUUUGAAUAGAAUGUUCAGGUGUCAACAUGCAAUCUGAUUCUAUGAAAUAAUAUUAGUUUUGAUUAUACUCACAUUUUGAAUAUGGAAAUACAAAAUGAAUAUUUUGAAUAUGUUUAAAUACAAAUUAUUCUUAUAUAAUGAUUACCAUUAUAUGGUGAUUUAAACUUCACACCUUCUUCUGUAAUUUUAGCAAGUUCUAAUAAUGAUACCAUUUGGAAACCACCAGAAUCUGUUAAUAAAGCUCUUUUCCAAUUCAUAAACUUAUGUAAACCACCAGCUUUUUCCAAGAUAUUAAUACCCUGCAAAAUAACAUUUUUAUCAAUACAUUUAUUUAAAUGUAAGUAAUUCAAUUAUUUUACAUUUUGAAAUCAUAAUAAAAUCUUUAUGCAAUAAUAUGUCUUACAUACAGGUCUUGUUCCAAGAUGAUAUGUAUUACCAAGUAUAA
This is a messenger RNA of Heterotrigona itama, 2231 nucleotides long. Lineage: Eukaryota; Metazoa; Arthropoda; Insecta; Hymenoptera; Apidae. The record is from the annotation of a GenBank genome assembly.